AUGGUUGAGUUCAUCAUCGUUGUUGUUAAGUUCAUUAUUGUCUUCUCUUCUAACUUAGGGUUUCAUGUCUCGUAUUUUGUCUGUUUUAGGUCUAUAUCUGUUAGUACAGUUGGUAUAUCUCUUUUUAAGCAUAUUUGGUAUAUCUGUUUGGUUGUUUGGAUCCAUGUGUUGGAAGAUGUAGUAGAACAGACUAGACUGUUAGAGGCAAAAAAAGUAAGAUUUAAGAUGCGAGCAAGAAAGAACUCACCUUCAAAUGCUGUAAAGAAAACAACAGAUCAAAAGGAAGAUGAUGAUGAUGAUGAAACACAGAUAAAGGAAACUGAACACGAGAAGAAUGACAUUGAAUCGCCGCAUAAAAAGAGGGCUUCACAGAAAUCACCUGUUAAAGGUACUCAAUCGAGGAGAAUAACAAGAUCUCUUACCAAAAGAGAAAUAAGAACGACAAGGAUGUCAAAAAAAAUUGAACCGACGAUUGAAAUAAAAAAGAAGCAUGUUCGAAAAUCAAACAGAAACAAGAAGACUAGAAACAAGGAAGAAGAUGAUGUGGUAGUCUUAGAGGAAGAUGAUGAAGAAGACGAGCAGGAAGAUGUUGAGGAAGACAAGGAGGAAAAUGAGGAAGACGAGGAAGGUGUUGAGGAAGACGAGGAGGAAGAUGAGAAAGAAAAAGAGGAAGACAAGGAGGAAGACAAGGAAUAUGUUGAGGAAGAUGAGGAGGACGUCAAGUUCGUCAAGGUCAAGGGAAAAAGGAAGAAGUCUAGCCCACGUCUUCCUAACAAAAGGGUAAAAAAACAAGAAAGGAAAAAGGAGAAAAAGGAGAACGAAGAUGUUGUUGAGAUCAAAAAAGAGAGCUGCCAAUACAGGUCUAAUCUCGUCAGCCUUGUACGGCUUCUGAAACGCAGAAAAUUCACUCCUCUCCAAGUUCGUGAGAUCAAAAAAACCCCUUUUGCAAAUCUCUUGUUUGCAAUGACCAAACCGGAAAUUAAUGAACUUUUCGUGAAGAAAAGCGAUGAAAUUACAUUGAAGUUGGUCGAAAAGUACAAAGGGGAGGGAUACUUUGAUCUUGGUGGCAAAUUAGUUAAGAUAAGUGUCAAGGAUUUGACACUUAUCUUUGGAAUCAAAUCUGGACCAAUCAAAAUACACCUCCAGGGGAACCCGAGAAGGCCAAAUUCAGAUUUUCUCGACAGAGUCUUCAAAAAACAAAAGGAAAUGUUAGUUUCAAGGAUGAAGAUAUUCUUGAGAAAAGCUUUUACAAAAGAUUCUACUCAAAGUGCGCAGGACAUCGCACGUGUGCUAAUGAUGUUGGUUCUCGCGACAAUCUUUGUCCCACUCUCACAACCAAAAUUAAGCUGGGCUUACUAUCCAUUCAUUGACGAUCUCAACACAUCCACAACGUAUGCAUGGUCAACAUUCAUUAUAGAGCACUUGGUCAAAGAGCUUGAUACAAAGCAUACAAAUCCAACAACUGUUGGUGGAUGUGUACUUGGACUACUGUAUUGGCUCUGCGAGCAUACAAGCAUAAUGAAUGUGCAACAAUCAAAAGACAAUUGUCCAAGGUUUAUGAAGUGGGAUAUGAGUGAUUUACCAGAAGCAUUGGCACGAACACCAUUGGAAUCCCUUAAUCCAGAAAUGGUAAAGGAUGCAGAACUGGAGCCCAUCAACGAGAAAGAGAAAAAGUUGUUGCAUUUUCUUGAACAAAUUGAAAAUAAGAGUGAUGUGAAGGAUGAUGAUGCUCGGGAGUGCAGCUUGGACGACGAUGGAUCGAAAUCUGAGAAGGACGAGGGGGUUGAGGAGACUAACAAUGAUACCAACAACCUAAUUUCUGACCUACUCAAAGAAAUUGACAGGUUGAAGGAAGAAUCGAAGGAAAAGGACAGAGUAAUUCAAACUUUGCAACAAAAAAUAGCUGAACUUGAAAGGGACCAUGUUCCGUAUGAAGACGCCGCUGAGCAAAUGUUUGACUAUGAAACAGAAGUCGGGACGGUACACGUUGAAAAGGGUAUCCUGCAGGAAGAAAUUGUGCAAAAGGAGGUUGAGAUAGGAGGUUUGUACGUCAGCAAUGACUUAUUAGAGGAAAAACUUGAAAAAUCUGAAAAAGACAAAGCAAGUGUCGAAGAUGGCCUAGAUGACAUGGUAACCCAUAUGGUUACACAAGAAUACCACGACAAAGAAGAAGACAAAGAGAAAAGGCAAGAAGAGGAGCAGAGCAAGAAAGGAGAAGUUGAUCAAACUAUCAGCGAAAGAGUUGAGAUAGCAACUGGAUUGCAUGAUGAAAUUUUGUCUGACGAAGUCAUUGACAAAACAAUCUCCCAAAUCUUCAAAGACACUCAGGAAGGAGAAAGGAAAGAAGAAAAGAAAAGGAAGAGAGAACAAGAUGAUAUUGACCCGUCGUCAAUGGUAAAAGAUCUGAAGGGCAAAGAUGACAGAACAGUGAAGAUGGAGGAACGGUUCAUCUACUAUAAUAGGAACCAGAAGGAAAGAAAGAAAAGCAAUUCUGCAUUUGAAAUGACAAAGCUAUCUUUCGUCUGGCACAACCCAGUCAACAAUGAUACAGUUACAAUCGAAGACGUCCUGAAUCUGUUGAACGAGGAUGAUAUUGAAAACACGUUGGUUUUGUAUAUCUGCAUGUUGGUAAAUCAGUUCGAUUGUUGUAGUUUGAAUUUUUGUAGUUUGCAACAAUAUAGGUUUGUAUCUGUUAGUACACUUGGUAUAUCUGUUUUUAAGCAUGUUUGGUACAUCUAUUUGGUAGUUUUUGUAAUUUGGAACAAUACAGGUCUGUUUGGAACAACGUAUCUGUUAGUACACUUGUGCAUUGAUGGGCUCACUUACAUUUUGGAAAGACAAGAAGAAAAGACAGCAAAAACACAGGGGAACUGCUUCUACAUUACAUCCACCUGUUGGACACUAAUCAAAGAAAAAGCUGAUGCAAGAACAAACUUGAUCAACGAAAAGCUGAAAGAACUGGACAAAGUUAUCGACAUAAAUGGUGUUGCAUUCUACAAAUAUCUCAUAUUCCCGAUGAAUUCAAUGGGAGGCAGAAAAGUGAAAGCUCCUGACCAUUGGACUCUUCUGGUCUACGAUACUUCCAAGCAACAAUGGAUGCACUACAAUUCUUUGACAAAGCCCAAGAAAAAGAAGGAUCCUUACUUGACAGAUGCCUCCAUUGUGAAAGAGUACGUGGAAGAGCAAAUGAGGAAGUUGACUCUUAGUAAACCACCAAGCUUUGAACUCAUUUCUACACCUAAACCAACACUGUUUCCAACCAACACACUCAGUGCUCCAAUAAGCUCCAUUGAUGAUGCACCUCAGCAACAACCUGGAUCGGUUGAUUGUGGAAUAAUUGUGUGCUAUAUCAUUAAACAACUUGAAGAACAGAAGCCCGUCCCAACGUAUCUCACUGUGGAAAAUCUGAAAAAAUUCAGAGCUGAAUUGGUCCAUAUAUUCUUGAAUGACAAGCCCAGAACAUGGUCAAUAGAAGAAUGGAAAAGCAACCAGCUAAUGCAAGGAAUGGCAGAUUAG
Messenger RNA from Rhododendron vialii, 3516 nucleotides. RefSeq lists its product as uncharacterized. Gene Ontology annotation, cellular component: troponin complex. The transcript has 14 exons. The record is from RefSeq and is a predicted model, not a curated record. Gene Ontology annotation, biological process: proteolysis; muscle contraction. Gene Ontology annotation, molecular function: cysteine-type peptidase activity. NCBI's taxonomy places the organism in Eukaryota, Viridiplantae, Streptophyta, Magnoliopsida, Ericales, Ericaceae. The coding region runs from base 1 to 3516 and encodes 1171 amino acids.